Molecule: messenger RNA, 4111 nt
Organism: Anolis sagrei ordinatus
Lineage: Eukaryota; Metazoa; Chordata; Lepidosauria; Squamata; Anolidae
Gene: B4GALT1
Product: beta-1,4-galactosyltransferase 1
Biological process (GO): carbohydrate metabolic process; protein N-linked glycosylation
Cellular component (GO): Golgi apparatus
Molecular function (GO): cytoskeletal protein binding; beta-N-acetylglucosaminylglycopeptide beta-1,4-galactosyltransferase activity
Source: RefSeq, a predicted model, not a curated record
GCGCGCUUGUGUGAGGCUGAAGGGAGCUGCAAGCGGAGCCCGGCGCGUGGCGGCGCGAGAGGGGGACCCAGCAUGCGCGAGCGGCAGGGAAACGGAGCGCGCUGAUUGGCCUGAGCGCAGCGAAAGGGGUUCCCCGCGCAACCAAAAGAGAGAGAGAGAGAGAGGAGCAAAGGGGGAGGAGCCCAGUCGCAGCGGAGGCCUGACCUCACAAUACCCCCUCCUCUUUCUCUUCCUCCUCCUCCUCUGGGCUCGUGCUGUCCGGGCCUGGUGGUGGUCGGGGCGCCGGCGGUGGAGGAGGGAGGCCAUGCGGCGGAGCCCCCCGUCGCCCCUCCCGGCCGCGUGAAGGAGGAAGACGAUGCGGGACCUGCCCGGCGCCUCGCUGCAAAAGGCUUGCCGCCUCCUGGUGCUCUUCUGCCUGCUCCACCUCCUGGCCGUGCUUUUCUACUACCUGGCCGGCAGCGCCCUCGGGCCCCAAGGCAGCCCCGAGCAGCCCCCGCCCCGACGGGGGACCCCCAGCGCCGCCCUCCCGACCGGAAACGCCUCCCAGCCCUGCCCGGACCCCUCCCCAAGGCUCAUUGGCCCAUUGCGUGUGGAGUUUUCGCAACCUGUGAAUUUGAGGAAUGUGCAGAAGGACAACUCAGAAGUCAGGGAUGGAGGCCACUACACCCCAAAGGACUGUAAAGCACUUCAGAAAGUGGCAAUUAUUAUUCCCUUCAGAAAUCGGGAUGAACACUUGAAAUACUGGCUGUAUUACCUCCACCCCAUUCUUCAAAGGCAACAGCUUGAUUAUGGUAUAUAUGUAAUUAACCAGGGGGGAAAAGAAAGAAGGAACGCUGGUCGUCCUGCUGCUUCAAUGGGUGGAGAAGAGACAUUCAAUCGUGCAAAGCUUCUAAAUAUUGGCUUCAAAGAAGCUCUGAAAGACUAUGACUAUGACUGCUUUGUAUUUAGUGAUGUUGACCUAAUCCCAAUGGAUGACAGAAACAUCUACAAGUGUUACAGCCAACCCCGACAUCUCUCGGUCUCAAUGGAUAAGUUUAAUUUUCGCUUACCUUACACCCAAUACUUUGGAGGAGUAUCUGCUUUAAGCAAGGAGCAAUUCCAAAAAAUCAAUGGGUUUCCCAAUAACUAUUGGGGCUGGGGAGGUGAAGAUGAUGACAUUUAUAACAGACUAGUUUUUAAAGGCAUGGGGAUUUCUCGCCCAGACGCUAACAUCGGAAAAUGUCGAAUGAUUCGCCAUUCAAGAGAUCAGAAAAAUGAACCUAACCCACAGAGAUUUAACAAAAUUGCUCACACAAAGGAGACAAUGAUGUCCGAUGGACUGAAUACUCUGACCUACACCGUAGAAAAAACUGAGAGAUUUCCAUUGUAUACAUACAUCACAGUGGAUAUUGGAUCACCAAAAAGCUAAUGUGACAGAGACACAGGAGAGUCGGAGAGUUGACGUGCCCGGGGACUGCUCGUUCCAUCAAUAUGUUAUAUUUGCUAUUUUUUAUUACAAUCAACAUGAACAUGGAUGCCUUGAUUUGCCGUAUUGAGGCCUUUCACCUUGCUGAACUGAAAAGAAUUUUAAUCCCAGACUUUGCUGCAGAAAUCUUUCUCCUUUUCUUUCUGUUUUAGAAACUAUGCAUAAAACUUUGUAAAGAUGUCAGUUUUCAGAGAAUUUUCAGGUGGAAACACAUGCUUGAUGUGCUGGAAAAUCUUCCUCUGCAAGCUCACUGGAAAAGAAAGAAAACUAUAAACAAGCACUGUUGUGCUUCUGUGUGGUUUCCACUCAACUCAUUGGAGGGUAACAUUAUAGAUUUCCGGUGGAUUGGGCUCUGUAUGUUCACUACAGUGCUAUCCAUGUGAAAUAAUACUUGCACACAAUUCGGGAAACAGUACUGCCUUCAUAAAUUAUGAUGCAUUUAACAGUUACAUCAGCUUCUCCAUCUCCCCCAGUUUAAUUUUGAAAUUAAGUAACAUUUAUUGAAUUCACUGCUGUGGUUACAGUAUGAAGGACUGGAAAAUGCUGCUAAAGUUGUAUGAGUUUACAAGAUUGGCUAAAUCACCCUUUUCUCAAAGACUGAAUCAUUUCAGUCAAUUUCUUUCCUUUCUUCCUUCCAAGCACAUGCAAGUCUAAAGGAAGAGAUGGCCAUACAUUCUGUUUCUUUAGCUGAGGAGAUGUUGACAAAUGUGGACUGUUUGCUGAAGAAUAGCUCCAGUUCCCACUUGUGGGAGUCACCCUUGCACACAGAGCAGGAUUUAAGGUUCUCAACCUUUCGUCCUCUGAAUGUUUUGGACUUCAGCUCCCACAAUUCCUCAUUAGCUGGUAAGAUAGCUGGGAUUUCUGGGAGAUGAAGUCCAAAACAACUGGAGGACCAAAGGUUGGGAACCACUGAUUAAAGUAAGGGCAAGCACAACCAAUUAGUAUUGUCGAAGGCUUUCGUGGUUGUUGUAGGUCAGUGGUUCUCAACCUGUGGGUCCCCAGAUGUUUUGGCCUUCAACUCCCAGAAAUCCUAACAGCUGGAAAACUGGCUGGGAUUUCAGGGGGUUGUAGGCCAAAACACCUGGGGACCCACAGGUUGAGAAGCACUGUUGUAGGUUUUUCAGGCUGUAUGGCCAAGUUCUUCUAGAACAAAGGUCCUCAAACUUUUAAAAAAGAGGGCCAGAUCUCAGUCCUUCAAACUGUUGGAGGGCCGGGUUAUAAUUUGAAAAAAAAUGAAUAAAUUCCUAUAAAUACUGCACAUAUAUUAUUUGUAAUGCAAAAAAACCCACUUAAAACAAUACAAUAAUUAAAAUUAAGAACUAUUUUAACAAAUAUAAACAUUAGUAUUUCAAUGGAAAGUGUGGGCCUGCUUUUGGCUGAUGAGAUAGGAUUGCUGUUGUUGUUGUGUGCUUUCAAGUAGUUUCAGACUUAGGUUGACCCCCUGAGCGAGGGCCAGGUAAAUGACCUUGGAGGGCCGUAUCUGGCCCAUAGGUCAUAGUUUGAGGACCCCUGUUCUAGAACAUGGCCAUACAGCUUGAAAAACCUACAACAGCCCAACCAACAAGUAGCUUAAGAAUCUCAGGGGCAUCAACUAAACAUACCAGAGACUAUAUAAGAAGCACCUUAUUAAACAGAGAGUAGGCGUUCACCACUGCCAUCCCCGCCCCUAGUUUCCUUACCAGACAGCCUGAACCCAAAAUACUACUGCAAAUAGUGUAACCAUAUGUGCAUUAUGAGUUGAGCAAGUACACUCUCCCUCCACCAAUUUGCUGUUGAUCCCCCUAGCUAUGUUCAGUUCAUGACUACACCUAAAACUAAUAGAAGUCAAUAACUAUAAUUGUUUUUUGACAUUUGCACAAAUCCUGCUCCUGGAUCAGAGGUGUCACUACGGUUAGUGUCAUCAGAUGCAGUAACUUAUGAUGUCAUCCUCAUGGAUACCUUACCAGACCAAAUCACAGUAUUGUAACUAAAAUACCAGAAUCUUCAAGUGUCUGUGCUAGUGCUCCUGGUACAUCCUGAGAUUAUGCAUACGUAUGCAUUCAUGCAAGAAGCAUUGGGAGGGCAGGGGUAUUACUAAAUAUUACUUGACUGCUUUCCCUCAGUUCCUCUGAAGAAGUCACCUGGUGUGACCCGCACCCCCUGAUGAUGCCAUUGUCCUGGAUUGCCUUCUGUGAAUAGAGAAUUUAAUUUUGCUUUUUAAUGUUUCUACCAAGAAAUGGCAACUAUUUUGAAAUUCUGGGCUCUUAAAGUGGCCUCUUCAUUUUAAAAAAAAGGUCUUGUCAGAUGUUUACUAUCUUAAAGGUCUAGAUAAUGUAUAAAUGUCAAACAGAUUUUCUUUCUUGCAGUCUUGUGUGUAAAACUUGAAGUGCUGCUGUUAAAUUUUAUCAUUGCAAACAUGUUAACAACAUGCCCUUUAGUGAAGUUAUGGAGAUCUUAAUUGCACCAUAAAGCAGCAUAUGAAUGCCACCAAAGUAAACUGUAGGCAGAGUCAUGUUUGACUUGGACUUGAUUGUAUACUCACCUUGUGCACUUGUCUGUUCAGUCUUUCGAUGGGCUGAUACUUAAAUGGUGGCCAAGGUGUGCCUUUUAAAAAUAUGUAUAUCUUCUGUGUCUUUCAGGAAUAAGAUUAUUUUUGUAAACUUUUAA